UGCAGCCAACUUAUAGAACCAGUGGGGCUUAUGGUAGUGGCAGCUGUAUCGAAUAGCAGAAGCAGAAAAAGAAGAAGCGGUUUGUUGUGAGAGUGGUGCAGGGUUGUGUUAUGGUGGCUGGUGUUGGUGGCACCAUAAGCAGCCGUCGCAGCAGCAGCAGCAGCAGCAGUAGCAGGAGUAGCGAUGUGUGUUGUUGUCAACUAUUGUAAGAAGUCCCCCUCUUUCUUACUAGCCGUGGCGGUGGUGCGCUGCUGCGGUCCUAAUCGGCGCCGUCUCGUUAUUGCAUCGCAGCUACCAGUAGUGGCUGGAGCGGUGGUGCUGAGACUAUCGUUGUAGAGUGGCGCUGCUGCUGCUACAGCAACAGUCGUGGUGGCAGCAGUACGAAGACAACGACGAUAGCCUCGGUGCUGCUGCCAAUUGCUGUAGUUUCGAUUGUCUGGCGGUGACACGGUGCGACAGGCUCGCCGUGGCAGCACCGGCGAAUAGCGAGAGCACCUCUGGUGAAGUUUUACGACGAGACAAAGGAGACGUUGCCGAUAACGAGUGAAGUGUUAGCAAGGUUUUCGCUGCAAGGAGUAGCUAGUGAAAAGCUCGCGGGCUGGCUAUGUUGCUGGUGAAACGAAACUUGAUUUAGAGAAGCAACGCUACGCAAUAAUGACGAUCAAAUAUAUGUUUUGAAUAGAAACUGAAUGACUGUUCAACGAUCCCGUGGACAGAUACACUGGAUACGGAGUACCGGAUACAGGCGAGCGUUUGUACCUGUUGUCCGUAUCGUGACAGUGUGCUUGUUGUCCUUCUGUGCCAGCUAGUUCAACACUGUAAGAAGAAAAGCAAAAGAAAAAGAACAACAACAACAACAAAGAGAGGAGAGGGGCAUGUGACGACGACGGGGCAUUGGCCGCUGUCACCGGCAGCUUACUAUUUAGUUCAGUGACGGUGUCUCUUGCGGUGUCCGCAGCGACUGAUGCUGCUGCUGCUAAUGCCGUAAUGGUGUGAUACUUGUCUAUUUCAUUCAUUUGCCGGUUAGUCAGCCUUUCUGUAAUCCCAUUGUAUUUACUCGCUACUGUUAACACACAGCGACAAAUGACUGCUGAGUAAGUUUCAUCGUCCAGUUGUCUGUUAGGUCAGACUGAUUCAGUUGGCCAGUUACCGUCCCAGUGAACCUGCGAGCAAGCGAGCGACGCGCCUACUCAGCGAGCUAAACCUGGCACGUAACACAUGAUUUGAGCUAGGACAUCGUUCUAAUACAGAAACAGAACGAGUGAAUACACAAUUAUAAAAAACGAACAAUAGCCCUGGUAGCUCUCGUCCACUGGAGACGGUGCUGUGAUGCCAAAAAGAGAUAACAGAGAGAACAUUUAAAAGGACAGGAUCUUCGAAACAAGGAAAACGUGUCUUUGACGAAAAUCACUGCAAAGGAUAAUUGGUUGCGCGGUCUUUUAGUGUCAGUCGAACGUUGCUCGUGCGUCCGGAGUUACCGACGUUGAGGCGGCGAAGACAGCAGCAGCGACGGCGGCGGCGCCGGCAGCACCAGUUAGCAUCGGCGUGGUCGUAUGAAGGGAACGCCGAACGGCCCAGUCAAAAAUAUCAAUCCGAGGGAGUGAACGUUCAGACUACGGCGAUUCUUGGUGCCUUUGUCGAGUGUGUUUAUUCUGCUGUGGUCAAGGUGGUAUUAUGUCCACUUGACGGUAAUCUAAAAUCCUACGAGCAGUCGAAGCCCACUUGUGGCGUGUGCACUCCACAGAAAAAGAAAUAGAAAAACUGCUUAUAUAAGUUAUCUUUAAAAGUCGCUCGCUGGACAUAAGUAACUGAAUGUUUUGGUCUUCUCGUCACAAGCACUCGUAAUCGACAUCGUCCGCACUCGCUAGCUGACACGAAAACACGGUGCCAGCUGAUCCCCGGAGGCGACAAGAUGACACCCUCCAGCUAUCCCAUUUAACCCCAGCUCCGUUAGCCUUUUCGCGUUUCGUGCAGUUGGGAGGUGAUACGCACAGCAAUCUUGGGAAAAUGUCCUCCUGCGUGAUUGUGAUUCGCAAAACGAGUUUAUUCAUUCAAGAGCAAAAUUCAUCGACAAGAUAGCGGAGGUCCAUUUCGGUAUCUUCUACAGCUAAAGUUGAUUACUGUUAUUACUGUUGUUGUUGUUGUCGUUGUCAUUGUCAUUGUUGUUGUUGUUGUUGUUUGUAGUGGGUGGUGGCACAGAGAGAGAGGGCAAUCGUGGGGUAACAACAAACAGCCAGUAAUACCACGUACAGCCAGCACGGGAUAGGCGGGUCCCUCUAAUUGGUUUUCACACGGGUGCCCCGCAUUUUAACUGCGCUUGUCUCACAGUGGUGCCGCAUUGUGCAGAGCCAACAACGAGCGAGAUAGAGAGAGAAAAAGUAUCAUACAUAUUCAUCGAGAGAGACAUAACGCAUUGUACUAUAAUGUAAAAAGAAGCAAAAUAAUGCCUACUAAACAACCUCUAUACUGUUUUAUAAAAACUGUGUGUAUUUUUGACGGAGUCUAAUCUUCGUUGCUUGACGAGGUACUAGCAACGGUUUAAAUCUUCUUCAAAAACUACCUCUGAGCCAUCAGUCGGCUAUAUCAUACGGCGUUUGUUACCUCAGCCGUCAAAAAUUUUACGGAACUUGGAAUGAGAUCAUCAUAUCUUUUAGCAGUCGAUUUUCACUUUCCAAUCAGCUUGCUUGGCUAUUCGCCUUUCAAUGGACCGUUCGCCGCCGUAGUUUCGUGCAAAACAAUUCUACCCUUUUCGAUUUUGGCGGAUUUUUAAACGAAACCCCGUGCGUCGCCUUCGUGCAUGCGGCGUUCGUGCUACGGUUACACUACUGCGACUUAUAGUUACACUUUAAAGGCUACAACCAUAAUAAUCGAUGGCGUUGCUUUAGUAGCCUAUUAUUGUUUUCCUUUUCGUCAUCAUCGCUGCUGCUAUUGUGGCCGUCUUUAAGGCGGCUCGGCGCCAUUCCUGGGCUCUUUUACGGCAGACGGCGCCGCCGCCGGAUUCGGUGGUGGGAACAGCCAGCGAAACAGUGAUCCGAGUGGCCAGAUCCACCGCGGCCGCCCUUGUCGUGGUCGAAGUUCCCUGUCGUCGUAGGGUCGUCGCAGCGGCCGAUAAAGGUAUCAGUUAAGCUGGAGUUGGAACUGCUGCCGGUGCCGUUGUUGACGCGGGCCGUCUGCCGUAGCCAGACGUGCUCGACGCAAUCACCAGCAAGAGCGGAGCCAUGUUCCGAUGUAUGCCGCCUAUCUUUCGCGGGUCAAACCGCCGCGUCGAAUGUGUCGACAAGCGUCACAGCAAUCUUAUGAAUGUGCCCGAGGAUAUUGGACGAUUCCGAAGUCUCGAGCAGCUCAUGCUUGACUCGAACCACAUCCGCGAAUUGCCCAAGCAUUUAUUUCGACUUCAGAAGCUACGGAGCUUUUCAGCCUCAGACAACGAGAUUCAAGAGAUUCCACAAGACAUCGGGAACUGGCAGCUGUUGCAAGAACUUGAUCUCUCAAAAAAUGAUAUUCAAGAUAUCCCAGAAGGUCUUCGGCAUCUAAAAAAUCUCCAAUUGCUUGACCUAAGUCAAAACUGUUUGUAUCGUACGCCGGACUUCAUUGUCGAAUUGAAGAACCUUACGGCGCUGUACCUGAACGAUGCGGCUUUAGCCUCUCUUCCGGUCGCAUUUGGCACGCUGACCUCAUUAAUCAAUCUUGAACUUCGAGACAACCUCCUCAAGAUGCUACCCGACUCAUUCGGACAACUCCUGAGGCUCGAACGACUCGACCUGGGCGGCAACGAAAUCGAAGAAUUGUCGCCGGUGAUUGGUCGCCUUGAAUCAUUGGAAGAGCUAUGGCUCGACUGUAAUUCUCUGACCAGGCUGCCGCCAGAGACGGGCAAACUGCUGCGACUUAAGUGCCUCGAUGUGAGCGAGAACCGACUGGAGGUGCUACCUAAUGAACUGUGCCACCUGAAGAUGUUGUCUGACCUUUUGCUUUCGCAGAACGUACUCAAGAAGUUGCCCAAGGACAUUGGCAAGCUUCGAAAACUCACAAUAUUAAAAGCGGACCAAAACCAGUUAUCCCACUUGCCGGACUCACUGGGUCAGUGCGAGAAUCUUCAGGAGCUGAUCCUCACUGACAACGAGUUGAUGCAAGUGCCUCCGGACAUCGGUAACCUCAGCAGAUUGACCAAUCUUAAUGUCGACCGAAAUCUAGUGCAAAGACUGCCUCCAGAUAUUGGAAAACUGGAGAACCUCACGAUGUUGUCCCUUCGUGAAAAUCGACUCGCAGAGCUUCCGCUAGAAAUCGGAAAUCUUUCCUCACUGCACGUCAUGGACGUUUCCGGCAACCGUUUAAAGAACCUGCCUAUUUCAUUGGCAUCCCUUCGCCUGAAGGCUCUAUGGCUAGCCGAGAAUCAGAGCCAGCCGCUGCUCAAGUUCCAGCAGGAUGUCGACGACGUUACCGGAGAGAAGGUGUUGACGUGUUUUUUGCUACCCCAACAGGACUACAGCGCGGAUGAAGCGUCAUCCGAGCCGUCGGUGAUUACAAAUAAUAACCUCAAGAGUCCUUCAGAUGAACGGCAGAGGGAGAGCCAGGUCAAGUUCUUCGACCCUAAUCAAGAUCCAGCAGCUAAGACGACACAAUUUGUACGACACGACACCCCCCACCCAAGAGAGCUUCGCGCCCGUCACCAGAAGUACAUCAGCCGAGUGCGCGAGGGUAACACAAUGUCACUUGAAAGCAACGAGGACGACGAUGCCGUCACGACGCCCGGAGGCGGCCACAAUGCAGGAAACAACAAAGGCUACGCUGAGAAUAAUAGUGACAAUGAAAGUUUCAAAGACGCACAAUCGACGUUCGAGCAACGGCAAGAACGCGAGGAGUCGAGCAAUGAUUCGGACGAUGAUCGGCCACAGGAGCGGCACGUUGGGUUCACAGGAGAUAUCGAUUCGUCGCCAGAGAGACCGAGAGAUAAACCGGAAAAAGAGGAAGAGGGCUGCGCCUUAAAGCUUCACCGGCGCGACACUCCGCAUCAUCUAAAAAACAAACGGAUUACACAUCAGCAGGGCGCUAAAGGAGCUGCAGUAAAGGAGGCUGACCUAAUCGAUAAGGUCGCGUCUAUUUUAGCCAAGGAGCAGGCUGUUUCGGAGGAGCGUCAGCCAGCACAGCAUCAACGACCAACCACUGUUGCUCCAGAAGUACUCACUCGUCAGCAACAAGCUCCCAGUGGAAACCACCGUCAAGCACAAGGUGGAGGCGUCCAAAAUCCCGCAUUCAACGAUUUUAGCGCCGAACCGAUGUACCUAACGGUGCGCAGAGGGCCCCAGGGCCUGGGCCUUAGCAUCGCCGGUGGACGUAAUUCAACACCUUUUCGAGGCGACGAUGAAGGCAUUUUCAUCUCCAAGGUCACGUCUGGAGGACCUGCGGAGCAGGCUGGACUUCGAAUAGGCGACAAGGUUCUUUCUGUUAAUGAAAGCUCACUCGUUGACGUCGACCACAACGAGGCGGUCGACAUCUUGAAAAAGGCUGGGGCAGUUCUGAAUCUAAGGGUAGAACGGUCUCCUGGCGGUGUUUCCGAGUGGCGUUCGGAAACCACCUCAGUGAUGGAGGAAACUUUCGAGAGUGUCGUCAGCGUGACGUCAACACAGGUGCAACUAGGUGCCGGGUCUGGGACCAAACCCAACGUCAAUCUACUGUUUCGAGACGAUCCUGAUAGCGGUGGGGACCAUCAUGUACAUCACCAGCACAAAGAACAUCAUCGCUUUCAUGAAGAGCGAGAGGAACGGUCGUCAUCAUCAGGCUUGCAUGAGACACACACAGUGCGCGAAUACACUCGUUCACCGCAUAUGACUCGGGCCUAUUCGGAGAGUGGACCCGAGCCGUCGAUGGAGCCUCGGGAGUCCCGCGAAAAUACCGCACCUGAGUGGCGGAGCGCCGAACAACGCCUCAAUUUGACCCAGGAAAUUUUGGCACAGCCGCAGCAGCCGCCUCGUUCGCCGAGCAGUUACGAGAUCAAUGUCGUACACGAAAAGACGCCCACAGGAAACGCACGAGAUCACCACGCAGUUAGAGAAGCUGGCAGUCGGCCUGUCGCUGCGGCGCGCACACGAAGCGAACCCUCAACACCGGUAUUGGGUCUUGGUUUGGGUAGAGAAACGCCAACGAUGGAAAAGAGUGACAUCAUUUUUAGCACGCUAAUCCGAGAUCGUUACGGACUAGGCUUCGAUGUUGAAGAGGUACCGAUGCGAGGGUUCUUGGUGACAUCAAUUGUCGAGGGUGGUCCAGCGUGGCGUGACGGGAAGCUUCGCGAAGGCGAUCGCGUCGUGUCAAUCAAUGGAGUUGACGUCGACGGUCUCGACAUUGAGGCUGUACGCCGAAGGUUGAACGGACUUGAUCGUUUUAUGCGAGUUGUCGUUGAGCGCAUCGGACCCGUUGAUCCUAAUUCAUCGGUGAACACGUCCGGCGUAUACAGUGCUAGCUCGUACAUGGCGAAUCGUCCGUCGUAUCUCGGUUCGUAUCGCAAACGGGCACCGCUAACCACACAGAGUUCGUUGGGGAAUUCGUCGGUGCUAAAUAUGUCGUUUGGUGGAUCCAGUACGGCUUCGCUUCCCAAAUUACCAGGUUUGCGCAACUGGCAGACAGAAAGCUCGAUUACAGUGCCUCCGACGACGGGCGGUCUAUCCCCCACAAAAGGGGCAAUUGUUCCGUCCAGCGGUACCAAACCACCAAUCGCACCUAAGCCUAAUAUUUCUGUGUCCGUGGGCCACAAAACCCACGAGCUGUCGACGGAAUUCCCUGCUCCUCCAAGAUCGCUUGGCAAAACGACGGAAGUAAUUACUCAUUCGACGCUGACUGAGACGACUAUGACCCGAGUCACCAAUAACGUACCCGCGAGCCUGGCCAUCGAGAACGGAAGCUACGAAGAUGUCGUAUUGACGAAAGAAAAUCCAACGCAAAGUUUGGGUUUGAGCAUUGUCGGUGGAUGUGACCAUUUUUGCCAUCCAUUUGGUACAGGCGAGCGCGGUGUAUACGUAUCAAAAAUAGUUCCUGAUUCACUGGCAGCACAAUCGGGUCGUUUGCGUGUUGGUGAUCGCGUCGAAAAAGUUAACGGUACACCAGUUGCCGAUCUCUCGCAUCAGCAGGUCGUACAACUGAUGAUCCAGGCGGGCUCCCAGCUUACGUUGCACGUCUUUCACGAGACCCUUCCCAAGGGCUGGCAAGAGCUGACACUGACACGACGUCCGGGCGAAAAGCUGGGGAUGAACAUCAAAGGCGGCACGGGAGUAACUGGCUCGUGUGGUAACCCAUUCGACCCACAAGACGAAAGCGUCUUUGUGUCGAAAGUGUCUCCAGAAGGUGCUGUCCAUAGAGAUGGCCGUAUCAAACUGGGCAUGCGAAUCGUCGAGGUCAACGGGCAUUCAUUGCUCGGAGCUUCGCACGAUGAGUCGGUGGACAUCAUUAAGAAAGCGGGUAACAGUAUUAUGUUUAUCGUUUGCGACGGAUACAACAACAUGCCAGGUGCGGCCCUGCACUGCCAGGAUAUCUCUAGCAACGUGUUAGUGACACCCUCUGGCGGAGAGCAAAUGCAGCAAAAAGUUAUGGAAGUUCUAAGGGCGGCUGGCCGGCUAGUGGAUUCUAGCGGAGACGACAUCCCCGAUAAGCCUCUCGACCGCAGCUCAGACAGCGUGUUGAGCACGGGCGCAAAGACUACAACCGUGUUCAUGAGCCGCAAGAGUGUUGUCAAACCCGACGACCCGCCCCGGGAGUCAGGCAUCGCGACAGGUUACGCGACCGAGGAAGUGGUGCCCGAGCAUGCCGAACAUGUGCACAUCAGUUCUACAUCAGAUGACUCCUCAGACUCGUCGGACGUGAGCUCGGAGUCCUCAUCUGGGCCGGGUUCAAGCGACGACAGCGAUGAGCAGUCGCAAGACAGCAUGAACUCGCAGAUCAGAGCACGGACUCCGAGCAGUAGCCAGCAGCGCGAGCCACCAAAGGAGGAAAGCGGGGCAUAGUAGAAGGUCCUUCGAGAAGGGAACACGAAAACGAAAACGAAGUUAAUCGCUUAGCCGUCUCGUUCCUCGUCGUUAAGUGUAAAGAAUGCCAUAGACUAAUGUCGACUUUAUAGCGCGAGUGUGUCCCGUCAGAUAAAUGGGUUUCGUGAAGUACUUCCUACAACAAUAACAACAACAUCGACUAGCCAGAAGUACGCGAGCACGUGCAAAGGACGCUGGCCGCGGCGCCCUUGAACUACCACUGCCCAAAGCUACACAUACAUUUUCUCCUUUUAUCAUCGAUGAUUAAGACUAGCCUUAGAAAAAAAAAAAUAGCGAAAAAACAUUAUCCUCUCGUAGGCUUCUUCUAGUUGUACGCGCGCAAGGGCGCAGAGGACCUCUACGUUCAAAAUCAACUGAUUAAUAACAUCUUCACCAGCGAAAACGGCCGAUGAACAGAUUAUAUGCUUCUACUAUCUAACAAAAUAUAGCCAUUGAGUAGCAUUUCGUUUGUCACAGCGAUCAGCCGGCCGGCCCACCGAAGGCCGUGGCGGACAGAGUUUUAUAUACAUUAUGUAUAAAUAUAUAUACCCGUUUGUAGAUGUGACAGUGUAGACAAGUUGAUUAUGACUGGAAAACUAAUAGACGUCACGCUAUCUGGAUCGUUGAACAUAUUCGUGGUAAGAUGCGUGACUCAUAUAUAGAAGCCUACGAGAGGAUAAUAUAUAUACAUAUAUCAUAGUAGAAAACAUCCGUCACAUCGGAAUGCGGAAAAGAUUUUCGGAUCCCCUAGGCGUUCCCUUGACAAGAGGACAUCCAGCAUAAACUGCACCCAUAUACGACAGUAUUUCGACGGCAUCGCGGUCCGAGUGUAUCUCGGCCCGCCAGGCCUUCGAGAGACGAAACACGGCAGAACUACAUAGGGGCGCAACAGACAAUGGCAAACCAUAGUGAAACAAAUGCAACUCAUUAAGCAAGAGCAGCAACAGCAGCGCAGCAGAUGGACAUAUUGUAGUGCGUCGCAUCUGAUCACCGCUGAUAUUUGUAUUAUAUGAAUGAAUCACAGGAAUAUUGAUCUGUGGUGGCGCGUCGCCACUGUGCCGCGACCGCGGUUGGUAAUUACCGAAUUUCUUACAUGACUUCGGUGUUCUUUUUACUAGUUGAACUUCAUAUUGGCGUGAGCGAUCGCUAUCUGGGCCUGUACUGAAAACUCUGUGGAUUUGUCUUCUAAUCGUUGUGUGUAACAAAAGGCCAAUGACUUUAACGAACAGAGCAGAUCCUCGGCGUGCGGUUGGACGUACGCCGUAAGAUAGGGUGAAUUGCCGACGAUCAUUAAGAGUGGCUUUGGACUAGUACGUGAAUGAUAAGUUGUUGGCCGUCAGCCUACAUAGAACACGGAUCCAGCAGUUAGUUAUAGCAGCUUGAAUUUAUACUUUUAGUUUAUUAGCUUGUGUAUACGGAAGACGGUGGGUUCGAGACCCGAGAUAAUUUUUCAGUGCAAAUAACACGGUCGGCAACUGUUCGCGUGGGAAACGACAGUGCCGUUUCGUGACGGUUUCGACGAGACGCGUAGAUAUCUAUCCCGUUCUAUUAUUACUCUUUGUGAGUAAAAGAAAGCUUUUUGGAUGGACGAAAAAAUGAGGUCCUUGGUCUCGUCAUACGUCAUUAUAUCUAAACGACAAAGCUGUAUUUAUUCAUAGUCGUGGAUGUCGACCAUUCUUUAGAAAGCAAUACGCGUAAAGGGACUUGAUUUCUAGUGACGUUUGCACUUAACAAUCAAUGAAAACGUCGUACAUUCGGGUCUUAGCAAGCAGGUACAGUACAAGUAGCAAGCAGUACAAGCAGGCAGCUGCUUUUCGACGGGCAUCCUCGACACAGCCGUUUAGGGAGGGUAGGCAAGCUGGCAGUACGGACCAGCGAGAAACUAAUCUGUGAACAGCUUUCGUGUAUAUAUAUAUAUAGAUAUAUACUUAGCAAUGAUGACAACAAAAUGUAACUGUAUUUUGUAUUAUUGCUACAUAUUACUACUAAUAUUAAUUUGGGUAUUGUUGCAAGGAUAUAGCUAAUAUAAUAUACUAUUAUUACGGACGUUCGAUAUACUAAAUAGAAUUGUUAUUCCGACAGAAAGCGUAUAAGGUGGGUGCGUGAGCGAAGCGCGAGUACAUUUGUGAUCCUGGUAGAGGAAAAAGGAUAGACCGAAUGCUGAAAACGGAGCAAUCUAUGACGCCGUUAUGGCGAUGGCUUGACGAUCGGUAAAAGUAGUCAGUCAAGUGACGAAAGCGGGAAGACGCCCCAAGAGAAACGCACCACAAACUGAAAGCAUUAUUCAAUAUUUACACAUGUUACUGAGGAUUCUUGAUCAAACGCAGAGACGUAGCGGCAGACUAGAGUCCACUAUUGAUAUACGAUUUGAAAUCUUGCCGCGUUGUCGGGCGAUACCUCUGCUGGCUGACUAACUGCGGAUUCAGUCAGUUUUAACGGUGUAACGGUACGGUUUGGCCUAACGCUUCAGUUAAUCCGCUACGAAUAAAAACAAAAACAAAGUUGUGUUUUUAAAUAUACGAAUAAGUUUUUAAACUGACAAAAAUACCAACAAUCGCAUAUGUAUAUUCACGAUACUUUUCUAUAUUAUCCAAGAGUUUGGUUUGACAGCAUUGUUGACAACAUCGAUACGUCUAUACGACUUCAAUAUAUAGCGGUCAGCUUCAUUUUCUUGCUGUAACCCACAGCUGUACAGGACGGGUCGGCAAAUUCGUUGUACAUCUAUCUAUGCACAUCCAAGACAUAGUCUCAAGACGAUUCAAGAUGCUAUGUAACACUAUCGGCCAAUUACGAGUGCUCACUGUACAUUAAUAUAAUUUUCAGCAAACUGAGAAAAGCACGAGGGGCUAAAUAGUUCAUAACGGGGUUCGUACGGUCGUGCACGACAGAGCUUUUCCUCGAUAGGAUACAAUGCUGAUUUUAGCUUGCCAUGUUAUUGAAAACCCGUGUUGUUGAAGUAUGAAGUCAAUUCAAUAUUUCACUUCUUUGAGAGUACUCUUGAAACUCUUUCCGGACGGGACACAAAACAUUAAGCCAAAAAUAAAUGCAGAAAAUCUAUGAAAACCUGGGUAAUCCUAUACCAUCAUCGAAACAGUAUGCGUUUGCAUACGUCAAUAUUAUAACAGACAGAGUAUGGCGACAGUCAUGUUGGUGAGUCCUAUCCUACCGAUUGAAUUCUAAUGAUUGAUUGAUUGAUAGGAGAAGAGCUUCAGCAUCUCUGCUACGAAGCAACACCUUAAUCAUAUUUAGUAGCACACAAAUGCAACCAUAGAUCGAAGAGGGAUCCAGAUAAAUCAUCUACAACGCAUUAAAACCUCAAUAGAAGGUCGCUUAGAAGGCAUUACGACGAUACGAUUGUGAAGUGCAUAAAUGAGUUAACUUGCCCAUCUGCCUUUGUAAACGCGGAACGGUUCGCUAGAGGAUAAAUAAAAAAGGGAAUUGUUAAUACAGUCUGAAAAAUUGCUGAGAAAUUGUUGCGCCAAAAAUACACCAAUAAUAUGGCGACUGCUGCUGCAGCUGCUGCUGCUGCUACUGCUGCUGUUGUUGCUAUUACAAAGGUGAAGGAUGAGGAGAA
This is a messenger RNA of Varroa destructor (honeybee mite), 11583 nucleotides long. RefSeq names its product protein lap4-like. Gene Ontology annotation, molecular function: protein kinase binding. Lineage: Eukaryota; Metazoa; Arthropoda; Arachnida; Mesostigmata; Varroidae. Gene Ontology annotation, biological process: neurotransmitter receptor transport postsynaptic membrane to endosome; establishment or maintenance of epithelial cell apical/basal polarity; embryo development. The record is from RefSeq and is a predicted model, not a curated record. Gene Ontology annotation, cellular component: postsynaptic membrane; adherens junction; postsynaptic density.